Messenger RNA from Penicillium cinerascens, 1536 nucleotides. RefSeq names its product DMT family transporter. Bases 1 to 1536 code for a protein of 511 amino acids. Gene Ontology annotation, biological process: intracellular calcium ion homeostasis. Gene Ontology annotation, cellular component: endoplasmic reticulum membrane. Lineage: Eukaryota; Fungi; Ascomycota; Eurotiomycetes; Eurotiales; Aspergillaceae. Gene Ontology annotation, molecular function: enzyme regulator activity. The transcript is spliced from 4 exons. The record is from RefSeq and is a predicted model, not a curated record.
AUGCCAACCACGCUCCCUGUGACCGUUGCUCUAGAUAGAAGAACGACAACCUCUAUUAGCGCGCAGGAGGCGUGUAUUGAGAUCCACAGCGACCGCGCACGGCAGAAGAAGAACGACAUUGUGGCGGAUAAUAUUGAACUUGGAGAAUCGCGGGUAUCCUCAACCCCGGAGCCGGGUCGUUACUCCCAGGAUUCAGACGACGACAUGGUUGUCAACCGCCCCCCAAUGCACCGUCCAACGGAUGGCCGAUCGCAGCAACCGUUACUCAAAGACGACCACCAUGGCCGCCUCUCGCAAUCUAGCCUUGGAAACGGGGAUGCAGAGGGCCGACCCAUGUUGCACCACACCCGCCGGCCUACCAUCCAGAGUAAAAGCCCUGAACACGACGCUGCCCAAGCAACUCGAAAGAAGUACAUGAUCGCCGCGGGCUUCCUUUUGCUGAGUCUGGCCAGUUUCGUCGUCCAGACGGAGACUGCUGUAUAUAUCCAGCACGAGCUGCAUUGGGAUAAGCCGUACUGCAUGCUCUAUGUCACUCACGGCUCUUGGGCGUUGCUCUGGCCGGUCCAGCUCCUCAUCCUUCGAAUUCAAAAAAGGAAGCUAUCAUGGGAAGCCUUUUGGCGCCGACACGUCUUUCUUAUCAAGACCACUGCCCAGAUGGUGGAAACCCAAGACGUUCAUCUCACCUCUCGCACUUACCACCGUUCGCCUAUCCCGUACAUGCUGAAGACCACCGCCUUCGUGACCACCGCCCUUACAAUCGCUGGUGGUUCAUGGUACGUCGCCGUCAACCUGACCACGGCCAGUGACUUGACAGCCAUCUACAACUGCUCCGCCUUCUUUGCCUACGCCUUCUCGAUCCCUCUUCUUAAAGAGAAACUGCGAUUUGACAAGGUCUUUGCUGUAGGAGUUGCCAUCAUCGGUGUGUUGGUAGUUGCAUAUGGCGACCGGCCAGAGAAGAAAGUCUCGAAAGGAGGCACAACCAAGGAUGACCAAGAAGCGCAAAACCGGCUUUUGGGCAACAUUGUCAUCGGCGUCGGUAGCAUCCUCUACGGACUUUACGAAGUGCUGUAUAAGCGCUUUGCCUGUCCUCCAGAGGGCACCAGCCCGGGUCGGGGUACCAUCUUUGCCAACAGCUUCGGCAGUAUGAUCGGCUGUUUCACCCUUCUGGUGCUGUGGAUUCCUCUUCCAUUCCUGCACUUCCUCGGCUGGGAAACCUUCCGCUUCCCCACUGGUGAGGCGGGCUGGAUGCUCCUCGUCUCCAUUUGCGCCAAUGCCACAUUCUCCGGGUCAUUCUUGGUGCUCAUCUCCCUCACCUCACCCGUCCUUUCAUCCGUCGCGGCGUUACUUACUAUUUUCCUCGUCGCUAUCGUGGACUGGUUCCGCACAGGACAGCCGCUUUCUUGGGCAGCGAUUAUUGGCGGUAUUCUGAUCAUGGUUGCAUUCUUCCUUUUGAGUUGGAGUACAUACAGAGAGCUUAGCGAGGAGCGGAGGAAGCACCUCGAGAACGAUCAGGUCGAAUCGGACAGUGAUGAAUAG